AUGCGAUGCUCCAGCCGCCUUUUUCUUCUCGCCGCCUUGCUCCUCCUUCGCCACCAAUCCUCAGCCGCCGGCCUCCACCAAGCCGCCCACCAUGGCACGACGUCACACGCCUCUCUAUGGGGUCAACGUAGAUACGAGGACCAGGUCGUCCUCCGCUUCAAUGUCUCGACCGUUGAGCACGAAGCUGCUCUCCGCAAAGCCGUUGACCAGAUGCUUCUGGACGUAUGGGACUUCACCAUCAACUAUACCGACAUUCGACUUCCCAACAGACGCAUUCGCCCCUUUUUAAGUCUUCUUCCAGAGCCACUGAGGACCGAGCAUUCGAUCCUCAUCCACGAUGUUGCCCGUGCUGUCGCCGCAACAUACCCGUCCACCUACAAGGGUGACACUGAGUUUGAGAGUGCCAUGAGGGAGCGCGGUAUCACACCGAAGACUGUACAGUGGAAGUCGGGCCGUAGGAGGCAUGACGUUGACGAUCUGUUCUUCAAGGACUAUCAACGCCUUGCCGUUAUCUCUACGUGGAUGUCACUGAUGGACAACAUGUUCAGAGGCCGUGGCCUUGUCCAAAUGUUCAACGUCGGUCAGUCGUACGAGGGCAAAGCUAUUCCAGCGCUGCGUGUCGGUAUGCGCCCCGCAAAGCCUACAAAAGAGCCUCGGAAGACCAUCCUUAUUACUGGCGGCUUGCACGCCCGUGAGUGGAUUGGUGUCAGCUCAGUCAACUUUCUGGCCUGGUCCUUUAUUUCCGCGUACGGUGAUGACGACUUGGCCACCAAGAUCCUUCAUGAGUUCGACUUUGUAUUCGUGCCCGUCCUCAAUCCGGAUGGCUACGAGUACACAUGGAACGUUGACCGUCUAUGGCGAAAGUCUAGACAGCGAACAAGCAUGCACUAUUGUCCCGGUUUUGACCUAGAUCAUGCCUUUGGCUAUCAAUGGGAUGGUUCGGAGCACCAGAGCGAUCCCUGUUCCGAGAGCUACGGCGGUGACGAGCCCUUCCAGGCCAUCGAGGCAUCACAGUUGGCUCAAUGGGCCCUCAAUGAGACAACACAGAACAACGUCAAUUUUGUUGCCUACGUUGACCUCCACUCAUACUCUCAGCAGAUUCUCUGGCCGUAUGCCUACUCAUGCUCGGCCAGUGUUCCCAACCUUGAGAACAUGCAGGAAGUUGCCAUGAGCAUAGCCAAGUACAUGAGACUUGUUUCCGGCGAGCACUACACCGUUAGCUCCGCUUGUGAAGGAGCCGUUACGAGCGAUUCCAGCGUACGCCGCCUCGAAGCCAGCGGAGGUUCAUCAAUAGAUUACUUCUUCCACGACCUUGGGGCCAAGUACAGCUACCAGAUCAAGCUUAGGGACACUGGCAGCUACGGAUUUCUCCUACCAAAUGACGGUAUAGUGCCAACGGGGGAGGAGGUUUUCAGUGCAAUGAAGGGUUUUGGCGAUUACCUAUUGGGAAAUAACGGAAUCGAGCGAUCCUACCCGGCAGCCAUCACUCCUGGACAAGAGGAACAACACGUGAUGCAGCAGACAUGGAAGGCAUGA
Molecule: messenger RNA, 1536 nt
Organism: Pseudomassariella vexata
Lineage: Eukaryota; Fungi; Ascomycota; Sordariomycetes; Amphisphaeriales; Pseudomassariaceae
Exons: 2
Coding region: 1-1536 (511 amino acids)
Biological process (GO): proteolysis
Molecular function (GO): zinc ion binding; metallocarboxypeptidase activity
Source: RefSeq, a predicted model, not a curated record